AUUACCAGAUUCAGGUACUCUCAGAUAGGCAUCCACCAGUCCCUUACCCCCAGGAAGGGCUGGCUGGCGAGUCUAGUACCUGUACCUACCGGGUACCUAUUCUUGGUCUACCCUAGCCGGCCCUAGCCCUAGCCCUGGCCCACACCACAGAGCUCUAGCUCUAGCUCUACCUCCAAGAAAGUGACGAGAUGGGGACUUUAGGUGGUCAUGUACUGCCAGGUGUCUGUUUUCUAUUUUUGGGACUGCUGUGGACUCUGCUCUCAAUAUGGAUGCAGCUGACGUCAAAAGUCUCAAAUCCUAAAAAGAACAAAAAAGAAGGGAAUAAUACAACAUCUUCAUUCUUAGAAUACAAGCGAGAUCAUAGACUUGCUCGAAAGUCAUGGAUUCCAUUGCCUUGCUGCCCUCGAGCCCCAUUAGAACCCGUCUUAAAAGUUUUUUUUGCCUUAAUCGGAAUUAUGGUGGAAGGUUUUUUGGAUUAUAGGAAGUCACACCUUGUGACUGUGGUGUAUAAUGUUGUAAUGCCAAAUGGAGAGUUAAACAAUAUGGCAAAGCUCCAUCAUAUCACCAUGUAUGGUGCCUUUUUGAUGUCAGGAAUAGUAGACAUUGUAUCUCUCUUCUUGAAAUUGCCUCGUCAAGCUAGUCAGAUUGUGUUUUCAAUGGCAUUCUGGGUCGAGUGGAUGCUGUUCUACUCCCAUACAAGUGAAGGUGACUCAAUGAACGCCAGCUUCCAUUUCUUGCUGAAUUUGGCAAUCUUAUCCUGUGUCAUAGUGUCUGCUCUGAGAGUGUUCUAUUCAUCUCAUUUUCUAGUCAACAUCGGACUUUCCUUUUGCAUCAUGCUUCAGGGGACAUGGUUCAUUCAAGUGGGCGUUUCACUCUAUCCUCAAAGUGGAAGCAAUGUAUUCUUGAAGACAAUAAGUACCCAUGCUCACCGGGUCACAAUGCUUGUUUAUGCUCUCUUUACUUGGCACGUUUUGUUGCUAACAGUAUUUUUUUUUGUCCUGUUUGGAAUAGUGUCUUGUGCAAGAAACCGAAUCGAUCGUCGUUUAAUACCUUUGGGUUUGAGUCAUUCGCAAGAUUUCUUUGAUUCAGAGGAAAAGGAGAGAUUGAUAUCAGUUGAUGAUGGAAAGAAAUUGGACGUUGCUAUUGAGAUGGAGGAAGUCCAUGUAACUGAAACUGUCUCUUAAUUAUUUAGAUCAUGAUAUUUUUCUAGCUUGUAUAUAAUAUCACACAGCAUUUUUACUGUGUAAAUAUAAUUUUAA
Messenger RNA from Halichondria panicea, 1259 nucleotides. Its product is annotated as transmembrane protein 45B-like. The record is from RefSeq and is a predicted model, not a curated record. The transcript has 2 exons. NCBI's taxonomy places the organism in Eukaryota, Metazoa, Porifera, Demospongiae, Suberitida, Halichondriidae. The coding region runs from base 189 to 1184 and encodes 331 amino acids.